GAGAGAUGACACAGAAAGCAAAGCUAUUCAAAGGCCAGCAGAAGAAGAAAUCAAUCCCGCCAAGCCGUCAUGGCAAACUCCCUCAAACCCGCAAAGGGAAGAGAAUUGUGAAGCCGUCAAAGAUGACCAAGGAGAUGGAUGCUGAUCGGGAGCUUAGCAAGUUCAUUAAUCACUGCAAUGAGGUGAAAGCAGCCACUGCUGCUAACAAGGACGGUGGCCAACUGAGUAUUGUCAAACCACCGCCACCGCCAGAGUCGACUUCUGGUGAGAAGAAAUAGUAAAUUAUGGAUGUAAAGAGUGAUAGAUUGUUUUGAAAGGUGAUGUUAAUCAGCCUUCAUGUUGCAAUAUCAUUUUUCAUGUUGCGGUUCAUGUUGCUUGUAUCAUAAGAGGAAUGUCUAGAAUGAAAAUGUUAAUUUGCUUAUGUUGCAGAAUCUUUGUUUUUUGUUUUUUGGUUUUCUGCUUUUAUUUCAUUUUGCAGAUCCAUGGACAGAGGUGGUGAAAAAUAUUAUUAGAAAUUCAGAGGGUUUACAGUUUUUGAGAUU
Corylus avellana is the source of this 542-nucleotide messenger RNA. Its product is annotated as 2,3-bisphosphoglycerate-dependent phosphoglycerate mutase. The record is from RefSeq and is a predicted model, not a curated record. Lineage: Eukaryota; Viridiplantae; Streptophyta; Magnoliopsida; Fagales; Betulaceae.